Messenger RNA from Armigeres subalbatus, 1206 nucleotides. RefSeq names its product thymidylate kinase. Gene Ontology annotation, molecular function: ATP binding; nucleoside diphosphate kinase activity; dTMP kinase activity. The transcript is spliced from 2 exons. Lineage: Eukaryota; Metazoa; Arthropoda; Insecta; Diptera; Culicidae. Gene Ontology annotation, biological process: dUDP biosynthetic process; dTTP biosynthetic process; dTDP biosynthetic process. The coding region runs from base 98 to 856 and encodes 252 amino acids. Gene Ontology annotation, cellular component: mitochondrion; cytoplasm; nucleus. The record is from RefSeq and is a predicted model, not a curated record.
GGGUUUGACGUUUUGUUGAUCACCCACCCACCCGGCACCCGUGCAACAAUCAAAAAUCGAAAACAAAAAACAGGAGCUUCUUUUUGGUAUCAUUCAUAUGGCUCACCGGGCUCACCAACACGCGAAACGAAUCUUCUUUUACCGCCAAAACGAAAUCAGUACUCGUUCAAACCACGGAAUUUCACGUUAUAAAGCGAAUAUCUUCCGAAGUUUGUUCUCUACAAUGUCCGUAAUGCAAAAAAGAGGUGCCCUGAUAGUGUUAGAAGGUUGUGACCGUGCCGGCAAGACAACACAAUGCAAAAGGAUAGUGGAAUCCCUCACACGAUCGGGUUACAAAGUCAAAUUUAUGAACUUCCCGGAUAGAACGACACAGUGUGGAGCAUUGAUCAAUUCCUAUUUGACCAAUAAAGACAAUUUUACCGACGAAGGAAUUCAUCUGCUCUUUACGCUCAACCGAUGGGAAGCAAAGCUCGAGAUGGAACAGUUGUUGCAGAGUGGGGUUUCGUUGGUUGUCGAUCGCUACUCGUAUUCCGGGGUGGCAUUUAGUGCGGCCAAGGGUUUAAACAUGGACUGGUGCAAGGGGCCGGAAGCCGGUCUUAUCAAACCGGAUCUCGUUUUGCUGCUCACGUUGACGGCGGAGGCCAUGGCCAAACGUGGCGGUUUCGGUAAUGAACGAUACGAAGUGCCCACACUACAGAAAAAGGUUAUGGAGAAGUUCCACACAUUGAAGGACGAUAGUUAUUGGAGAGUGAUCGAUGCUGACAAAAAGGAAGACACUUUGACCACGGAGCUUUGCGAAAUGGUCAUGGAAUCGAUUGCGUUGUGUGGUACCAAACCGCUAAGGACACUUUGGUGAUUUAGAAUAAUUGGGUCAGCCUUGAUGUAUAAAGCAAUGGAUUUUUAUCACCGCAAAUUAAGUGGUAUUGAACUUGGUCGAGUAAUUUUGUGUAUCAUACCAAAUAAACAGUUGUUUUAUAUUUUGGCUUUCCUGUAAGAUGUAUGAGGCAUUUAAAUUUGUUAGAUAAAAGUAGAAAUAAGAUUCUAUAAUCAUAGUUGCUCAACCUCUUUCAAACGACAAAGUUCAAAAGAAUUUAGACUUUCUUUAUUUUCGUUACUUAAUUCAAUAUAAAUACAGUAAUACCCCGAUUUUAUCACCCCCUGGUGAGUUUUGGGGUGAUAAAAUAGGAAAUGUGACAAAUUCAGAAA